Molecule: messenger RNA, 834 nt
Organism: Lathyrus sativus (Indian pea)
Lineage: Eukaryota; Viridiplantae; Streptophyta; Magnoliopsida; Fabales; Fabaceae
Source: the annotation of a GenBank genome assembly
AUGGCAGAAGCUCCAUCCACAACCACCAAUCUCAGAUUAUCUGGAAAAAUUGCCAUAGUGACUGGAGGUGCCAGUGGCAUCGGCGAAGCCACGGCUCGUGUCUUUGCUAACGAAGGCGUUCGUCACGUUGUGAUCGCCGAUAUCCAAGACGAGCUGGGCAAUCAAGUAGCUAUGUCCAUCGGUAAUGAAAGGUGCACCUUUAUCCAUUGUAAUGUGGCAAAUGAGGAUGAGGUUCAAAACCUCAUUCAAUCAACUGUCAAUACUUAUGGACAGGUAGAUAUAAUGUUCAGCAAUGCUGGAAUAUUUAGCCCCACUGAACAAUCAGUAAUGGAACUUGAUAUGUCUCAACUUGACCAUUUAUUUGCAAUAAAUGUUCGAGGAAUGGCAUUGUGUGUGAAACAUGCGGCGCGUGCAAUGGUUGAAGGUUCCGUGAGGGGAAGUAUCGUGUGCACAGCGAGUAUUCACGGUAGAGAGGGGGGCUCAAGAUCAACGGAUUACACAAUGUCAAAGCAUGCGGUGUUAGGACUAAUGCGUGCUGCUAGCGUGCAACUAGCAACACAUGGGAUAAGAGUGAACUCUGUCUCGCCGAAUGGAUUGGCAACACCUUUAACUUGUAAGUUGUUGGGGAUGAGCAAAGAGAAUGCACAACAGGUUUAUAAAAACUUAGCGAGGCUUGAGGGCGUGGUGCUCACGCCGAAACACGUGGCGGAUGCUGUCUUGUUUUUGGUUUCUAAUGAAGCUGAGUUUAUUACUGGUCUUGAUCUUUGGGUUGAUGGUGGAUUUGUUCCUAAUGAUUUAUGUCGAGUUGUAGACAAUGCAAGGCCACAACCUUAG